Vitis riparia (riverbank grape) is the source of this 3076-nucleotide messenger RNA. Its product is annotated as pentatricopeptide repeat-containing protein At4g26680, mitochondrial. The transcript has 3 exons. The coding region runs from base 520 to 2112 and encodes 530 amino acids. The record is from RefSeq and is a predicted model, not a curated record. Gene Ontology annotation, molecular function: protein binding. NCBI's taxonomy places the organism in Eukaryota, Viridiplantae, Streptophyta, Magnoliopsida, Vitales, Vitaceae.
GUGGACGGACACAUGAUACGAAUCUCCUUAAUUUUUGUAAGUAUUUAAUUCUUAUGUCAUUAGACAAAUUAAACCAGACAAUCCAAGAACUGUAUUCACAGAAUGGAUUUGAGUUGAUUCCUCUAAAACUGGAGGACGAAGGGUAUGUUUUAGUUGGUUUCCUUUCUUGUUUUCAAAUUUUGUUCGGUUUUCUGUCUCUUGAUUUUCUGGGAACACCGGAGAGGUAGAGGUAGAGUCGCCGGCGGCGGCGACGCUGAUGGGUCGGAGGUGAUGUGGGUUUUCCGGUGCUGUGAUUUCCUGGUUCAUCUUCCAUCAUCCCUUCUUCUUUCUCAUUGUUUGAACUUGGGUUUCGGGAAAAACCCUGAUUUGGGAUUUUGCAUUCAAUCAUCUCUUCCAGUAAGGUCAGUACCCAAUUCCGUCUUCUCAAAUUUCAUCCUUUGAUUCGAAGAAUUUGGAUUCCUGUUACAAGCUAUUUUGGAAAUUGAUUUUCUCAACCCAGUUUCUGCAACUGGGAAAGCUAUGAUUAGUAUCCCAUUUCGUGGAUUCUCAACUCUGCUCAAUGGAGCGGCCAAAACCCCCAAUUACAUGCGGAGUUGGAAUCCAAUUCCAGUGCCACACAGAACAAUUCCUGAACCCAGAGGUCAAGACCUUGAUUUUGUGAAUGUAGCACACAGUCACCUCAUAAACUCGGAUUGGGCUAAGCUCAAUUCAAUGUCGACCGGUCUAACACCAUACAGAAUGAAGCACAUUAUGUUAAAGAUAAAGAAGGAUCAUGUUCUUUCGUUUGAGUUCUUCAAUUGGGUUAAAGCCCAAAACCCCAAUUGCCAAACCCUUGAGGCUUACUCAAUAAUUCUCCACAUUCUUACUAAGAAUCACAAAUUCAAAUCUGCAGAAUCUGUUUUGAAGGGUAUUCUAGGAUCGGGUUCAAUAGAUCUUCCUUCUAAGCUCUUUGAGGCGAUACUGUAUUCGUACCGAAUAUGUGAUUCUUCGCCUUGCGUUUUUGACUCACUUUUUAAGACUUAUGCUCAGAUGAAGAAGCUUAGGAAUGCCAUUGAUGUGUUCUGCCAAAUGAAGGAUUAUGGGUUUUUGCCUAGAGUUGAGUCCUGCAAUGCAUAUAUUAGUGCAUCAAUUAGUUUACAACGAGGGGAUAUUGCAUUGACAUUUUAUAGGGAGAUGCAGCGUUAUAGGAUUUCACCAAAUGUUUAUACUCUGAACAUGGUGAUGUGUGCAUUUUGCAAAUGGGGGAAACUAGAAAAGGCUAUUGAGGUCUUUAAAAGGAUGGAAACCAUGGGCUUUAGUCCUACUAUCACAUCUUAUAAUACAUUGAUUGCAGGAUACUGUAAUAAGGGCCUUCUGAAUUCAGGUAUGAAGCUUAAAAUCCUGAUGGAGAAGAAUGGGGUGCGGCCUGAUGAUGUUACUUUCAACACCCUUAUCAAUGGGUUCUGCAGGGGAGGGAAAUUGCAUGAAGCAAACAAGAUUUUUAGUGAGAUGAAAGCUAAUGAUGUAGUUCCUAAUACUAUAACUUAUAAUACUUUGAUAAAUGGGUACAGCCAAGUGGGAAACAGUGAGAUGGGUGGGAGACUUCAUGACGAGAUGUUAAGAAAUGGAAUUAAGGCUGAUAUCUUGACUUAUAAUGCAUUGAUUUUGGGACUAUGCAUGGAGGGUAGGACAAAGAAAGCUGCAUAUCUGGUUAAAGAACUUGAUAGGGAGAAUUUAGUUCCAAACUCCUCGACCUUUUCUGCACUUAUUACUGGGCAGUGUGUGAGAAAAAACUCCGAGCGUGCAUUUCAGCUAUACAAGAGCAUGAUAAGGAGUGGCUGCCAUCCAAAUUAUCACACUUUCAAGAUGUUGAUAUCCACCUUCUGCAAGAAUGAGGAUUUUGAUGGAGCAGUGGAAGUUGUGAGGGAAAUGUCAGAAAGAUCUAUAGCUCCUGAUUCAGAUACAUUGUCAGAACUUUGUAGGGGACUUUGGUUGUCAGGGAAGGAAGAAUUGGCUCUGAAGUUGUGCAAAGAGAUGGAAAUGAAACAUCUCAUGCCAGAAGGUUUUGAUAAAUCCAAAACUAUCAAUUUUAGGGCAGAAAGUGAGGAAAAAGAAAAUGGAGAGAAUUUUUAAGUUCACAUAUACUAGUCCUAUCUUUGUUAAUUUUAAGGCUUAGGUGCUAUUUAUUUGUCAUUUUGGAAGCACAUUUCCAACUUUGAGCCUACAGUAGGAAUUGUGCUCUGUUUUGUAAGAUCUUUCUUCACUGUACUUGUUUUGUAACUGCAGAAAAAAUUCAUAAGCAAAUUUUCCACAUGCAUCCUUUUCUUCUGCCUGUAAAUAUGCAGUCCACUUACAUUUGGUUGAUUUGAUAUUAUCUUAUUUAUCAUCAUUCACAUUCUAUAUUCAUCUUCUGCAGUGAUCCUUCUCAUGUUUAUGUGCAUAGUGUUGAUGAAUUAUCAUUUCAUCUUUCAGUUAUGAUGUCAUAAAUGCAGAAGUUGCCUAAAAUUCAGAUUCAGCAUAAACAAAGAAUUGCUGAAGUUGGUCAAGCAUUGGGGAAUCAUUCCACUCAAAUUGUUAUACAAUAGAUGAAGUAUCUCCAGAGAACUCAUGUUGCAGGAAAUGGGGAAACUUGGUCAAGUUAACAAGAAUUCAAUCCUAAGAUCUUGAGGCUUAGGAAGAGUAGCAUUGGCAUUGGUGGUCCCAAGGAAGAUUACUCUUUUCCUUAGGUGCUUCUUUAUAUAUUUACUUUUAUUUUACCUAUCAAAAUAAAAAUAAAAAAUUCAUAUUGUAUAUUGCUAGAUGAGAGACUAGCAAAAAGACUUUGCCAAAUGAAAUUCGGUGUUAGCUACACACGACAUACUAUCGCUGGCAUUUCUAACUUUUAAUAUCUGAGUCUCAUGAUGUCUAAACAGCAGGAAUCAUGAUUAGUUUUGAAACUGAGGACAUUUUAGGCUAAAAUUGUGUUUACAAAGAGGAAGCUUGACAAUGUGGUUGAAUCACAUGUCUGAAAUAAAGACUUAAAAAACUUAGGCAGUUUUAUCUGUAAAAUUAUUAUAUAUUCCUGGUAUACAGAGCUCAGUAAAAUGAAACUCUUCUU